Molecule: messenger RNA, 2408 nt
Organism: Scomber scombrus (Atlantic mackerel)
Lineage: Eukaryota; Metazoa; Chordata; Actinopteri; Scombriformes; Scombridae
Gene: sars1
Product: seryl-tRNA synthetase 1
Exons: 11
Coding region: 14-1567 (517 amino acids)
Biological process (GO): seryl-tRNA aminoacylation
Cellular component (GO): cytosol
Molecular function (GO): tRNA binding; ATP binding; serine-tRNA ligase activity
Source: RefSeq, a predicted model, not a curated record
GCAGCGUGGAAAGAUGGUGCUCGACUUGGACCUGUUUCGGACCGAUAAAGGUGGCGACCCAGAGAUCGCCCGUGAGACUCAGAGGAAGAGGUUUAAAGAUGUCUCACUCGUUGAUAAACUGGUGGCUGCAGAUUCAGAAUGGAGAAAAUGCCGCUUCACUGCAGACAACCUCAACAAAGCAAAGAACCUCUGCAGCAAGAGCAUUGGGGAGAAAAUGAAGAAGAAGGAACCAGUUGGGGAUGAUGACUCUGUACCUGAAGAAGCACAGAGCCUGGAGUCCCUAACAGCUGAAACACUAUCGGCCCUGACAGUUACCCAGAUCAAGAAGGUGCGUUUGAUGGUGGAUGAGGCGGUGGAGAAAGGUGACAGUGAGAGGUUAAAGCUGGAGGCAGAGCGUUUCGUUUACCUGAGGGAGAUCGGCAACCUCCUGCACCCAUCUGUGCCCAUCAGCAAUGAUGAGGAUGCUGACAAUAAAGUGGAGCGUACUUGGGGCGACUGCACCGUCCAGAAGAAGUACUCCCAUGUUGACUUGGUAGUCAUGAUUGAUGGCUUUGAAGGAGAGAAGGGAGCCGUUGUGGCCGGGAGCAGAGGUUACUUUUUGAAGGGGCCGCUGGUAUUCCUGGAGCAGGCCUUGAUCAAUUACGCCUUAAGGAUCCUACAUAGCAAGAAGUACACCAUGCUCUACACACCAUUCUUCAUGAGGAAAGAAGUCAUGCAGGAAGUCGCCCAGCUCAGCCAGUUUGAUGACGAGCUGUACAAGGUCAUCGGCAAAGGCAGCGAGAAGUCAGACGACAACUCCGUGGACGAGAAGUACCUCAUCGCCACCUCCGAGCAGCCCAUCGCAGCCUUCCUGAGAGAUGAGUGGUUGAAACCCGAGGACCUGCCCAUCCGCUACGCCGGCUUCUCCACCUGCUUCAGACAGGAAGUGGGCUCCCACGGUAGAGACACCCGCGGCAUCUUCAGGGUGCACCAGUUUGAGAAGAUUGAGCAGUUCAUCUACGCUUCUCCACACGACGGCAAAUCCUGGGAGAUGUUUGACGAGAUGAUCGGCACAGCAGAAGAGUUCUACCAGUCUCUUGGCAUUCCUUAUCGCAUAGUCAACAUUGUGUCUGGCGCCCUCAACUACGCAGCCAGUAAGAAGCUGGACCUGGAGGCCUGGUUCCCCGGCUCCGCUGCUUACAGAGAGCUGGUCUCCUGCUCAAACUGCACCGACUACCAGGCCAGACGCCUCCGCAUCCGCUACGGACAGACCAAAAAGAUGAUGGACAAGGCAGAGUAUGUGCACAUGUUGAACGCAACCAUGUGCGCCACCACACGCGUGAUGUGCGCCAUCCUGGAGAAUUACCAGACCGAAGAAGGCAUCGUCGUUCCAGAGAAGCUCAGGCCGUUCAUGCCUCCAGAUAUGUCCGAGAUCAUCAAGUUUGUCAAGCCCGCCCCGAUCGAUCAGGAGAUGUCCAAGAAAUCCAAGAAACAGCAGGAAGGAGGGGGGAAGAAGAAGAAGCAGGGAGGAGGAGGAGAUCAGAACCUGCCCAACUCCAUGGAGACCAUGUCCGUCAACGACUCAUAAACGCCGGCGUACAACAGUGUCGCUUCACCGAGCUCACAGAUAGAAACCGAUGGAACAGAGCCUCACGCAACGGUUGGCUAAUUAAUGAUAGAUAGUUAGAAGCUGGGGAAACAAAACUGAAAAAGCUUAUAGUGAAGGCUAUAUUCCAUCUGCGUCUAUCUUGAUUGGACAGUGUCGAUCAUCUCAGCUGUUCCUCCUCCUCAUUCACACAAAACAAAAGGGAUCGUUCUGCGCAGCCACCAACAGUCAGAGACUCUCCACCUGUCCAUCUGUCACUCUCUCACAUCCACAGCAACACUGAGCCUAAAACGAACAGAUAAUGUAAUAUAAUAUAUGAAUCAACAGCUUCCGUAUGGCUUCACAGCAGUUGGUAGUUUCUGUGACUGGUGUUCAGUGCAAAUGAAACACCGUAAUCUGUAAUAAUCAUCCGAAAGCGGGGCUUCUGAAGUAUUUUAUAUAACUGAUCUAACUGAACUCUUUCAUUAGUCGUCUCUUCAAGAACAAAACAUCAUCUAGAUCUCUUCUGUAGAACUCUGUUAAUGUCUGAAAUGGCUUUAAACUACAUUGCAAUUAUUACAAUUAAAAAAUCCAGCUUGUAAAAGUGAUCAGGUAUUUAAACUGUCUGUCUUAGGCUAUAAGUUUUACCCUCACGUUGCCUUUUACCAUCAUCAUCAAUUUCAACCGUUGUUGCUUGACGUCACAGUGGAUCAUAAAGCUGUUCAUUGCAGUAUGUUAUGAUUCAGGCAUCGUCUGUAUGUACUUGCUAAUAUAAAAGGUAUAUAUAUGAUUGCGGAUUGAUUCAAGUGGAAGUCACUGUAAAGGAAUAUUAAAUACAGUUGAU